AUGAAGCACCAACAGACAUUUUUGAAUCAGUUGAGAGAAAUUACUGGCAUUAAUGACACCCAGAUACUGCAGCAAGCUUUGAAGGAUAGUAAUGGAAACUUGGAAUUAGCAGUAGCUUUUCUUACUGCAAAGAAUGCAAAGACCCCUCAGCAGGAGGAGACCACUUACUAUCAAACAGCACUUCCUGGCAACGAUAGAUACAUCAGUGUGGGAAGCCAAGCAGAUACAAAUGUGAUUGAUCUUACUGGAGAUGAUAAAGAUGAUCUUCAGAGAGCAAUUGCCUUAAGUUUGGCAGAAUCAAACAGGGCAUUCAGGGAGACUGGAAUAACUGAUGAGGAACAAGCCAUUAGCAGGUCUGUUGUAGAAGUAUGGUCACUAUUCAAUCUUUUGGAAUUUAGAAGAUUAGUUCUGAAUUACAAGCCUCCAUCAAAUGCUCAAGAUUUACCUCGAAAUCAAAAGGAACAUCGAAAUUUGCCUUUUAUGCGUGAACUGAGGUACCUAUUUGCACUUCUUGUUGGUACUAAAAGGAAAUAUGUUGAUCCAUCAAGAGCAGUAGAAAUUCUUAAGGAUGCCUUCAAAUCAAAUGACUCACAGCAGCAAGAUGUGAGUGAAUUUACACACAAAUUAUUAGAUUGGUUAGAAGAUGCCUUCCAAAUGAAAGCUGAAGAGGAGACGGAUGAAGAGAAGCCAAAGAACCCCAUGGUAGAGUUGUUCUAUGGAAGAUUCCUCGCUGUAGGAAUACUAGAAGGUAAAAAAUUUGAAAACACUGAGAUGUUUGGUCAGUAUCCACUUCAAGUCAAUGGAUUCAAAGAUCUGCAUGAGUGCCUAGAAGCUGCAAUGAUUGAAGGAGAAAUUGAAUCUUUACAUUCAGAAAAUUCAGGAAAAUCAGGCCAAGAGCAUUGGUUUACUGAACUGCCACCUGUGUUAACUUUUGAAUUGUCAAGAUUUGAAUUUAAUCAGGCAUUAGGACGACCAGAAAAAAUACACAACAAAUUAGAAUUUCCUCAAGUAUUAUAUUUGGACAGAUAUAUGCACAGAAACAGAGAAAUAACGAGAAUUAAGCGGGAAGAGAUCAAGAGACUGAAAGAUUACCUCACAGUAUUACAGCAAAGAUUAGAAAGAUAUUUAAGCUAUGGUUCAGGUCCCAAACGAUUCCCUUUGGUAGAUGUUUUACAGUAUGCAUUGGAAUUUGCCUCAAGUAAACCUGUUUGCACAUCUCCUAUUGAAGAUAUUGACUCUAGUUCUCCACCUAGUGGUUCUGUAACAUCACAACCAUUAUCAAGCGCAACAGAACAACAGGGAACUCCUUCUUCAGAGCUGCCCAGCACGUCGCCUGCAUUAGUUGCUGCCAUUCCCUCGAGGUCAGUGAUACACAAGCCAUUCACUCAGUCUCGGAUACCCCCAGAUUUACCCAUGCAUCCAGCACCAAGGCACAUCACAGAAGAAGAACUUUCUGUUCUGGAAAGCUGUUUACAUCGCUGGAGGACAGAAAUAGAAAAUGACACAAGAGAUUUGCAGGAAAGCAUAUCCAGAAUCCACCGAACAAUUGAACUAAUGUACUCUGACAAAUCCAUGAUCCAAGUUCCUUACCGCUUACAUGCUGUUUUAGUUCAUGAAGGCCAAGCUAAUGCAGGGCACUACUGGGCCUAUAUAUUUGACCAUCGUGAAAGCAGGUGGAUGAAGUACAAUGAUAUUGCUGUGACAAAAUCAUCAUGGGAAGAACUCAUGAGGGAUUCCUUCGGUGGUUAUAGAAACGCCAGUGCAUAUUGCUUAAUGUACAUAAAUGAUAAGGCACAAUUCUUAAUACAAGAGGAAUUUAAUAAAGAAACUGGGCAGGCCCUUGUUGGAAUAGAAACAUUACCACCAGAUUUAAGAGAUUUUGUUGAGGAAGACAACCAACGAUUUGAAAAAGAACUAGAAGAAUGGGAUGCACAACUAACCCAGAAAGCUUUGCAGGAAAAGCUUUUAGCAGCUCAGAAGAUGAGAGAAUCAGAAUCUUCUGUGACAACAGCACAAGCAGGAGAACCAGAAUAUCUAGAACAGCCUUCAAGAAGUGAUUUCUCAAAGCACUUGAAAGAAGAAACUAUUCGAAUAAUUACCAAGGCAUCACAUGAGCAUGAAGAUAAAAGUCCUGAAACAGUUUUGCAGUCGAAACCUGAAACUACCACAAGCCAACCACCUUCUAACCAGCAAGUUGUAGAGGUGGCGAUUCCUCAUGUAGGCAAAUUUAUGAUUGAAUCAAAGGAGGGGGGGUAUGACGAUGAGAUCAUGAUGACACCGAAUAUGCAAGGUAUUAUCAUGGCCAUAGGUAAAUCCAGGAAUGUGUAUGACAGGUGUGGUCCUGAAGCAGGGUUCUUUAAGGCCAUUAAGUUGGAGUAUACAAGAUUGGUUAAGUUGGCCCAGGAAGACACCCCACCAGAGACAGAUUAUCGUUUACAUCAUGUAGUAGUCUACUUCAUCCAGAACCAGGCUCCAAAGAAAAUCAUUGAGAAAACCCUACUAGAACAAUUUGGAGACAGAAAUUUGAGUUUCGAUGAAAGGUGUCAUAAUAUCAUGAAAGUUGCUCAAGCUAAACUUGAAAUGAUAAAACCAGAAGAAGUAAACAUGGAGGAAUAUGAGGAGUGGCAUCAAGAUUAUAAGAAAUUCAGGGAAACCACUAUGUAUCUCAUAAUCGGAUUAGAAAAUUUUCAAAGAGAAAGUUAUAUAGAUUCCUUGCUGUUCCUUAUCUGUGCUUACCAGAAUAACAAAGAGCUCUUGUCCAAGGGCCCAUACAGAGGACAUGAUGAAGAGUUGAUAUCACAUUAUAGAAGAGAAUGUUUACUAAAAUUAAAUGAGCAAGCUGCAGAACUAUUUGAAUCUGGAGAGGAUCGAGAAGUAAACAAUGGCUUGAUUAUCAUGAAUGAAUUUAUUGUUCCAUUUUUGCCUCUGUUAUUGGUGGAUGAGAUGGAGGAGAAAGAUAUACUUGCUGUGGAAGAUAUGAGGAAUCGAUGGUGUUCCUACUUAGGACAAGAAAUGGAAUCAAAUCUCCAAGAAAAGCUGACAGAUUUUCUUCCAAAACUGCUUGACUGCUCUUCAGAGAUUAAAGGUUUCCAUGAGCCCCCGAAGUUACCUUCAUAUUCUACACAUGAACUCUGUGAGCGAUUUGCCCGAAUCAUGUUGUCCCUCAGUCGAACGCCUGCUGAUGGGAGAUAAACAGCGCACUCUUUCCUUCAACGCACUGUAUAAACUUUUUUUUAGUUCUUAACCCUUGCGUUGCUGUCACAGGGUUUGCUUGUUGCUGCUAUAGUUUUUAACUUUUUUAUUUUAAUAACUGCAAAAGACAAAAUGUCUAUACAGACUUUAGCCAGACUACACACAAUAAAGCUGAGAAUUGCAUGGCACUCAGACUCGUUUUAACCAGAACUGAUGAAAACGGCAACCCACUUGCUUUCAUUAUGGCAAAACUUCUUUUGCCACCCUUCUAUUACAGUAUUACUUCGCUUUCAUCUUUUCUUUAUCAACAGCUUUCAUUGCAGUCUGGAUAUUUCCAUGACUAAGCCAUUUAAGUGUUCAACACUGUAUGAUACAUAAUUAUUUGAUAGCUUGUAAAUGAAAUGAAAGAAUAAAGUUUUAUUUAUGGCUACC
Dipodomys ordii (Ord's kangaroo rat) is the source of this 3624-nucleotide messenger RNA. RefSeq names its product ubiquitin specific peptidase 25 (gene Usp25). Gene Ontology annotation, cellular component: cytosol; nucleus. Gene Ontology annotation, molecular function: cysteine-type endopeptidase activity; cysteine-type deubiquitinase activity; protein binding. Lineage: Eukaryota; Metazoa; Chordata; Mammalia; Rodentia; Heteromyidae. The transcript has 26 exons. Gene Ontology annotation, biological process: protein deubiquitination; regulation of protein stability. The record is from RefSeq and is a predicted model, not a curated record. Bases 1 to 3192 code for a protein of 1063 amino acids.